CGGCGGCGAGCCGGCGGGGGUGCGGCCGAGGCCGGAGCCCUGCCCCGGGCCGGGCGGCGGGGCCGGCGGGCGGGCGCGCAGCGGGCGCGGCGGCGAGUGCGGGCGGGCGCAGCCCCGCUCAGCCCGGGGCUGCCGGCGCCGACCGCGCCAUUGUUGGGGGAGGGGGCGGGAGCGGCGUCCGGGGCGAGCGGAGGCGCAGGCAGCGGCCGAGCGGAGCGGAGCGGAGCGGACGCGCCCCAUGGGGAACACGCUGACCUGUUGCGUGUCCCCCAAUGCCAGCCCCAAGCUGGGCUGGCGUGCGGGGCCGGCGGAGCCCGACUACGAGUCCGAGACCUACGCGGCGGCGGCCGGGGACGCGGUGGCGGUAGCGCCGACGCCCGCUGCGGCCGUGGAGCCCUCCGAGUUGGAUUUCGGAGCCGGCGAGGGGCACCACCUGCAGCACAUCAGCGACCGAGAGAUGCCCGAAGAUUUAGCUUUGGAAUCAAAUCCUUCUGACCACCCCAGGGCAAGCACAAUUUUCCUCAGCAAAUCUCAGACAGAUGUGCGUGAAAAGAGGAAGAGCAACCAUUUAAACCAUGUAUCUCCAGGGCACCUUACUAAAAAGUAUAGCUCAUGCUCAACAAUAUUUCUAGAUGACAGCACAGUCAGCCAGCCUAACCUUAGAACCACAAUAAAAUGUGUGACCUUAGCAAUAUAUUACCACAUAAAGAACAGGGAUGCAAAUAGAUCCCUGGACAUUUUUGAUGAGAGAUCACAUCCACUCACAAGAGAGAAAGUUCCAGAGGAGUACUUUAAGCAUGACCCUGAACACAAAUUUAUUUACAGAUUUGUCCGUACACUUUUUAGCGCUGCACAGCUGACGGCGGAAUGUGCAAUAGUGACGUUGGUUUACUUGGAGAGACUCUUAACUUACGCUGAGAUCGACAUUUGUCCCACUAACUGGAAAAGAAUUGUUUUGGGAGCCAUUCUUCUUGCCUCUAAGGUGUGGGAUGACCAGGCUGUAUGGAAUGUGGACUACUGCCAGAUCCUCAAGGACAUCACCGUUGAGGACAUGAAUGAGAUGGAAAGGCAUUUCUUGGAGCUACUCCAGUUCAAUAUUAACGUUCCUGCCAGUGUUUAUGCCAAAUACUACUUUGACCUUCGCUCCUUAGCAGAUGACAACAACCUGAAUUUUCUGUUUGCUCCUCUCAGCAAAGAAAGAGCACAGAACCUAGAGGCCAUUUCAAGAUUGUGUGAAGACAAAUACAAGGACUUGUGUAGAGCCGCGGUGAGAAGAUCUUUAAGCGCUGAUAAUUUCAUUGGUAUCCGGCGCUCUAACGCCAUCCUCUCCUAAGAGAGCCCUGAGGAGUGAGAGCACCAGGCUCCUCAUUGACAAAGACUGUAGAAAGAGCCCCUCUCCUGGCCAGAGACCGGCAGGGGGACUCCAGCCAAUGGAAAGAACUCAAAGUCUGGACAGUGAAUGCUGACUCCAUAGGAAAGAAUGGGACCUUGUCAAAGCAACCACUCUCUGUCCUUUGUAAUGUAAACAGUUACAAAAACCACUCCAAAGCAAAAGCUCUGACCACACACAGAUAUUGCUUACCAUGUAGGCCGAUGGCUGUGAAGUAUGUGAGGUUUUUAAAUUGUUUCAACUUUUAGACUUUCGUUUGAGACAGGGUCUUAUGUAGCCUGGGCUGGCCUCAAACUCAAUAUAUGAUUGAGGCUGGCUUUGAACUCCUAAUCUUCCUGCCUCUACCUCCCAAAUGCUGGGAUUCCCAUGCCUGGCUCAGAUUUUUAGACUUUAAAGACACUAACCAUAUAACUUUGGUUUUUCUUGUUUUUCUUGCUCCCUACCCCCGUCCAACUGCUGCAUAUGCUGAUUCAGUGUUACCAUUAAAACAUGAGACUUCUUCCCAUUUGUGGUGCUGGGAAUCAAACUGAGGACUUAGCAUGUGCUUGGUGAACACUUGACCACUGAGCUACACUUCUCAGCCCCAAGCAUGGGAUACUUAACACUCAUGAAGCCACCUAGGAGCAGAAUGUAGCAUCAUUGGGUAUUAAAAGUUCUCCUGCUGUGUCAUCAAAGCUGCUAGGCAUUAUUGGCAGUCAGUUUCAGUUACCUGGGUAACAGUCACCAUUCAUAUUCCUUGCCAGCUCUGCUCACUAGCUUCUUGUUAUGUUUGGAGCCAUGAAGAGAAGGUAUCAGUUGUUGACUGCUUCUGUUGGGUCCACGCUGCAUUUCCUGUAAACUAUUAAUGGUGCUUCUCAUUAUCCAAUGGUUUUCCUCAUGUUAACAAGUGUAUUAAAAGAUAUUUUCACAAUGCCAAACAACAUAGUGGUCCAGUGAUCAUGAGCAAAUAUCUAAAAGACAAGGUGUCCCCAAAAUUAGUGAUGCUUUUUUUACACUAAGUGUUCUGUGCCUGGGCUCUUGGGACACUGCAGCAGACAUAGAAAAACCACAAGCUUUCACAAAAACAUCAUUUGAAAGUUUUAAUUUUACCAAUUUGAAAUAAUUAAGCCUUUAAUUAUUGUUUCUCUUGGCAAUUGCAAACUAUGAAC
Molecule: messenger RNA, 2538 nt
Organism: Alexandromys fortis (reed vole)
Lineage: Eukaryota; Metazoa; Chordata; Mammalia; Rodentia; Cricetidae
Gene: Ccnyl1
Product: cyclin Y like 1
Exons: 10
Coding region: 239-1333 (364 amino acids)
Biological process (GO): regulation of cyclin-dependent protein serine/threonine kinase activity; regulation of canonical Wnt signaling pathway
Cellular component (GO): plasma membrane
Molecular function (GO): cyclin-dependent protein serine/threonine kinase activator activity; protein kinase binding
Source: RefSeq, a predicted model, not a curated record